Messenger RNA from Drosophila gunungcola (fruit fly), 1564 nucleotides. RefSeq lists its product as uncharacterized. The record is from RefSeq and is a predicted model, not a curated record. The transcript is spliced from 2 exons. Bases 49 to 1488 code for a protein of 479 amino acids. Gene Ontology annotation, cellular component: chitin-based extracellular matrix. Gene Ontology annotation, molecular function: structural constituent of chitin-based larval cuticle. Lineage: Eukaryota; Metazoa; Arthropoda; Insecta; Diptera; Drosophilidae.
UGAUCUUACGAGCAAGACUCACCUGCAGGAAUCCUUGAUUGUAGAGCCAUGAAGUAUCCACUUUUGUUAUUGGGCAGCCUGAGUUUGGCCCACGGACUGGCCCUGUACUAUCCGUAUGCGUACAGCGCCGAGGGAACCGCCGUGUUCACUCCCACCCAGCGGCAGUACAUCGCCAAGGAUCGGUUUGGCCAGUACGCCUUUGGCUACUCGGAACCGCUGUCCAGCAAGCAGGAGACCCAUACGCUGGAUGGAACCACCAGGGGAACCUAUAGCUACGUGGAUGCUGAGGGAAAACUGCAGACCGUUAACUAUUUGGCCGAUAACGAUGGUUUCCAUGUGGCAGCCACCAAUCUGCCAAAGGCAGUAGUUCCCCAGGAGUCGAUUGGCAUUGGGCCAAGGAGUGCGUCGCAACCGGUGGAACAUCCCGUGGAGCAUCCCGUUGUGGUGACACAUCCUGUAGUCUCACAUCCUGUUGGCCAGCAUCCAGUUGAAGUUCAUCACCCAACUCCAGUGGAGAGUGGCCGCAGUGCCCAGCCAGAGGUACACCAUCCAGUGGAGCACCACCAGCACUCCGUACCCGUAUCCGGAUCUUCUGUAGGACAUGUCCAAUUGACGCAUCCCGUUGCCGAUACCGUGGAAGUGGCGGCGGCCAAAUCUCUGCACCUGAAACGCGUCGAGGAUGAGGGAGUGCGCAACCAGCUAUUGGGCAAAGUUCCAAUCCCAGUGGCCCGCAGCCACCAUGUGGUGGUUCCGGCUCCUGUCUACGGGUACACCAUUCCCCGGUACUACACCUCUGGUUUCUACUACUAUACUUAUAAAGAUACACCGCUUGAGAAGAUGCAGCUCCUCAAUCUUUGCCUGAUUUUCACCACCAUUGUUUUGGCUGCCGGAUCACCGACCUUGGAGUAUGGGGCACCACCAAGUUCGGAUACAAUAAGUCAGUACCACACCCAGGAUGAGCAUGGUCAGUAUGCGUAUGGCUACAUGGCUCCACUCUACUCCAAGCACGAAACGCGUACCUUGGAUGGUGUGAUCCGUGGAACCUUCUCCUAUGUGGAUGCCCAUGGUGAAACUCAGACUGUGGACUAUGUGGCCGAUGCCGAGGGUUUCCAUGUGACCUCCAGUCUGCCAAAUCAGCAGGCCAAUCAGGAAACACCGGAGGUGGCAGCCCUCCGGGCUCAGCAUCUGGAAGCCCACAACCAGGCCAAAUUGAGGUUGGCCGGAGACUCCUCCGUCGGUCCUCAGCCCGUUCAGGAUACUCCCGAGGUGGCUGCCGCCAAAGUGUCAUUCUUCAAGCGUUUCGAAGCCGAGAAGCUGCGCAACCAAUUGCUCGCCGAGAAGAAGGUCGCGGUGAUAGCACCUCCAUCUCCCACUGCCGUUCGCUCCCAGCCAGUAUAUAUCUAUCAGCCCACCACAGGAUUCGUCUACAACUAUCACACUAAGUCCCAAGCUCAAGUUCCCUCCAGAAACUACCUGCCAGUGGCCUAAUCCUGAAAUUUCACUUCUUUGUAAAAUUCUGUUAAUUGUUGAGCAAUAAAUGAUGCAAAUUGGAAAUUAAAAAUAA